AUGAACUUAUUGAUACAGGAUUACUUGAUAAUUCUGAAUCAGAAUAUGAAUGAAAUGAUAGUGAUACAGAAAAUGUUGAUACAGAUGACAAAAUAUUGGAGUUUUUUAAGUCGUUUAGAUGGAAAAAUACUAGAUGAAAUAGAUCCUAUUCAGGAAACCUUCAAAUAUAGGAAGACUGAGGUGAUCAUUGAUGAUAAGAAGACAAUCGAUAAGAAAAUCCUGAACACCAGAAAAAUAAAAAUUAGAUCAGAUUCAAAUUUUAUCAGAAAAAUAAAAUUGAUAUCAGAAUCAAACAUUAUCAGGAAAUCAGAUUCAAAUUUCAUCAGAAAUAGAAAAUUCAUAUCAGACUCAGAAAUCGAAAAAAUCGCGGAUUACGUGGGUUCAGAAAAUUUUACUAAAAUUUUAUCCAAAGAUUUUAGGAAAAGAAGAAAGUUAAAAAAUUUUUAA
Blepharisma stoltei is the source of this 447-nucleotide messenger RNA. Lineage: Eukaryota; Ciliophora; Heterotrichea; Heterotrichida; Blepharismidae. The record is from the annotation of a GenBank genome assembly.